Molecule: messenger RNA, 1230 nt
Organism: Penicillium expansum
Lineage: Eukaryota; Fungi; Ascomycota; Eurotiomycetes; Eurotiales; Aspergillaceae
Product: SYLF and SH3 domain-containing protein
Exons: 4
Coding region: 1-1230 (409 amino acids)
Biological process (GO): actin filament bundle assembly; actin cortical patch localization
Cellular component (GO): actin cortical patch
Molecular function (GO): actin filament binding; phosphatidylinositol binding
Source: RefSeq, a predicted model, not a curated record
AUGGGUUUCGGGAUCAACAAUCCGCUGCCGGCGUCUAUGGCCAGUGAAUGCAAGAAGGCUGCAAAGAUCUUGACAUCAUUCGUUGAUCCUCGGCAAUCAUUUGGUCCCGACAAGGUCAUUCCCCCUGAGAUUUUGGCCAAUGCAAAGGGUCUCGCGGUCCUCACAGUCCUGAAGGCCGGUUUCCUGGGCUCCGGUCGGUUUGGCUCCGGUAUCGUUGUCGCUCGUCUUGCCGAUGGGUCCUGGUCGGCUCCAUCAGCUAUUGCGACUGCAGGUGCCGGAAUUGGAGGACAGAUUGGGUUUGAGUUGACCGAUUUCGUCUUCAUUCUCAACGAUGCCGCUGCUGUUCGCACAUUCUCUCAAGUGGGAACACUGACGCUGGGUGGUAAUGUAUCACUCGCUGCUGGGCCGAUUGGCCGAAAUGCCGAGGCGGCCGGCGCAGCCAGCACGAAGGGUGUUGCGGCCGUCUUCUCCUACUCAAAAACCAAGGGUCUUUUCGCUGGUGUCAGUCUCGAAGGCAGUAUGCUGGUGGAACGCAAGGAUGCCAACGAGAAAUUGUACCGCAGUCGCGUCUCCGCGAACCAACUUCUCACGGGCACCGUUCGCCCCCCACCAGCCGCCGAUGCUCUGAUGCGCGUGCUGUCAUCCCGUGCCUUCCAAGGAAAUGCGCGGGGUCAGGGUGACUCCAUGUACAAUGAUAUUCCUGUUUAUGACGACAGCCAUGACGAUGUGGUCUGGGAGGGACGCAAGGGCGAGGCUUACGGUCAAGGUGCCCAGCGUGCUCGAUCUAAUACCAAUCAAAAUGAGUAUGACUACCGUGAUAAGCCCCGCCGUACAAACACCUGGGCGGAUGAUGUUUAUGAUCGGCCUGCCUCGGGGCUUGGUCGUUCUGCGACAACCCGGGCCCCUGCCGGCGAUUCAUUUGAUGGCUAUGGGCGCAACCGAAGCAACACUGCGCCAUACGAGGAGGAAUAUUCCUAUUCGGAUCGCAGACCUACCCGUCCAACUGCUCCUAAGCCAGUCUUCCAGCAAAAGACUGGUGCAGCCCAGUUGCGAGCAGAUCAAGCCGUUGCCCUUUUCACAUUCGAUGCGGAUCAAGAGGGUGACCUUGGAUUCAAGAAGGGCGAAAUCAUUACCAUAAUAAAGCGGACGGAGAAGGCGGAAGACUGGUGGACUGGUCGCAUUGGUGAUCGCGUGGGCAUCUUCCCCAGCAAUUAUGUUGAGGCCUCCUAA